AAACAAAGCAAGGAACAGCUGUCAUCAUUACACAAUCCCUAAAAACAUGCUCAAUUUGAAUUUCUGAGUGAAGCCCUUUCAUUCUGAAACGUUGUUUCUACCACUCAGUUACCAUUCUCUCUCUUGCUCUUCAACACUGCCAAGUGCUACUUUCUUGCACUCAAUUGUAUAACACAGCUCCAUAAUGGGAAGGAGUUUGAGUCCAAUGCUCCAAAGAGAGAUCCAAAAUCUUGACAAAGAUGCAGAUAGCCGAAAAUCUGCAAUGAGAGCAUUGAAGUCUUAUGUGAAAGAUCUAGACAUGAAGACAAUUCCUAUCUUUCUUGCUCAAGUUUCCGAGACCAAGGAAACUGGUUCUUUGUCUGGAGAAUUCACAAUUUCACUGUACGAGGUUCUUGCUCGGGUUCAUGGAGUCAAGAUUGUUCCCAUGAUAGACAGCAUUAUGCAAUCCAUAAUUCAGACCUUAGCUUCAAGUGCGGGCUCUUUUCCUCUUCAGCAGGCGUGCUCAAAGGUGGUUCCAGCCAUAGCAAGGUAUGGAAUUGACCCCACAACACCAGAAGAGAAGAAGAGGCAAAUAAUUCACUCUCUUUGUAAGCCCCUUUCAGACUCUCUCUCAAGUUCUCAAGAGAGUUUGGCAUGUGGUGCAGCCCUUUGCUUGAAGGCUCUUGUGGAUUCAGAUAACUGGCGUUUUGCUUCAGAUGAGAUGGUUAAUAGGGUUUGCCAGAAUGUUGCUGCGGCAUUGGAGGGAAAGUCUACUCAAACCAAUUCACACAUGGGUCUUGUUAUGACCUUGGCGAAGCGUAAUGCUUUGACUGUUGAAGCCUAUGCUAGAUUGCUCAUACAAUCUGGAUUGCGAAUACUAAAUUCUGGCAGUGAGCCUUUGGAGGGAAAUUCUCAGAAGCGGUUUGUAGCCAUUCAAAUGGUGAAUUUCUUGAUGAAAUGUCUAGAUCGCAGGAGCAUAUUUUCGGAGGUUGAACAGAUAAUUGAGGUGAUGGAGCUGGCUCAAUCAGACAAAAUGGCAUAUGUCAAAGGAGCUGCAUUUGAGGCUUUGCAAAGUGCUAAGAUGAUUUUGACUGAUAAAAAAUCAAGAGGUGUGAAGACUCCUGCUUCUGUGACGGGUUCAAAUUUCAGUAGGAAAGACUUUAUGGAGGGAGAAAAUUUUUCUGGUGGAGAUUGUUCUCCAUCGUCUAUUUCCCCCGAGUCACGUACCAGCACCUUGGACUUCUUCAAUGGAUUUGCAUCCCCUGUUGGGUCUCCCAUUUUAACUAGCCUGCAUUCUCCAAACCUCUACGAGCGAAGGAGUGUGAAUAGGAAGCUUUGGAGUCUUGAAAAUGGAGAGGUUGAUGUGUCUCUCAAGGAUGGUUUUUUCUCAAAGUCAGGGCAUGGAAAUGCCUCUUUGGAGCGCACUAUGGAUCAUGAAUUUUCUAAUGGAGGGGGAGAUUUAACUGGAGAGUUUACUGUUUUCACGCACAAAAGUCCUUGGCGUGGAGCAUCUAGAAGUGCCAGCAAAAGUCCUCGAAAAUCCCUCACGCAGGAGAACUUCAAAAUUUUUAUGACUCCUAGAAAGCUCAUUCACUCUCUUCAAGACCCAAAUGAUGAGAUCUCAGAUUGCUCUGAGAAACCGAAUAGAAGGAUCAAGAGUCUAUCAUCAGGCAAUAUUAUGUGGAGUACGGCAUCUUUUUCAGAAUAUGAUCAAAAUGGUAUUGCAGAUCAUGUCAACUGUGAUUCUAAAGAGAAUGGAGGCUUAUAUGGUGAUGAUCAGUUCCAAGGUGGACCAGAGUCAGUCUCAUCAACUGAUGACAAUCCUGUUAACUCUGACAUGCAGAGGCCUUCCGAGGUUGGCCCUGAAAGUAGAAGUGGUACUGAAACAGUUCUCAUGGGAAAGCCAUUUCAAAAGACUAAGCAUAAAUUAGUUUAUGGCAUUUCUUUUGCUCUUCUUGCAAUAGCAACUCCUUUACUCUGGAUCAACAGUCAGGAUGAAGGGCAUUUUCUUGUCCCGACAUAAUGUGCUCAUUCUAGUGCCUACAAACUGAUAAUUAUGAGAAUUAUAUAAUUUAUGUGAAAGUAUUACCUCAUUCCAACUAAAUGUUGGGAAUCUCAGUGUAGAAGUAGAAGAUUUGUAAAAUUGGGCACACCUAAAGUUAUUUAAUUUUUUCUCUUAGAGUCCCAACUUUUGAGUGAAUGAAAUCUCAAAUGCUGUAUUUGGAAUUGAA
This is a messenger RNA of Vigna unguiculata (cowpea), 2210 nucleotides long. Its product is annotated as protein SINE1-like. NCBI's taxonomy places the organism in Eukaryota, Viridiplantae, Streptophyta, Magnoliopsida, Fabales, Fabaceae. The record is from RefSeq and is a predicted model, not a curated record. Gene Ontology annotation, molecular function: microtubule binding. Gene Ontology annotation, cellular component: microtubule.